This is a messenger RNA of Aureobasidium pullulans EXF-150, 1770 nucleotides long. RefSeq lists its product as uncharacterized. Lineage: Eukaryota; Fungi; Ascomycota; Dothideomycetes; Dothideales; Saccotheciaceae. The record is from RefSeq and is a predicted model, not a curated record. Gene Ontology annotation, cellular component: nucleus. Bases 113 to 1672 code for a protein of 519 amino acids. Gene Ontology annotation, biological process: positive regulation of transcription by RNA polymerase II. Gene Ontology annotation, molecular function: DNA-binding transcription factor activity, RNA polymerase II-specific; transcription cis-regulatory region binding; zinc ion binding. The transcript has 4 exons.
AUUUGUCUCAUUCGGCAGAUAACAGCUGGAAGCAACGAUUGGACAGCUCCGACAACGCUCUUUCCACGGACAUGCUCUUCCCUAGACCGUGAAUCCUAGACCGUGAAUCAACAUGUUUGCGAAUUUCUCAAGCACGAGCGAAGGCCCGGUAGAAUCAAAGCCCCGACCGAAGCCCAAUGGCUUGAAUCUCAGCUGUCUACCUUGUCGGAGGAAAAAGAAAAGGUGUGAUGCUGCCAGACCCACAUGUGGCAGAUGUCGAAAUAGCUAUGGUCGAGACGUAUGUGUAUGGUCUGAUGAGAAAAGAAACCGAAGCCGUCAAUCUCGGGAGAUAAAAGCAGACCAAUGGCAUAUACAAUCAGACUCGAGCCCUUCGACCACACCUCAAAGCUCCUCCUGGGAAGUCGUAAAGUCCAAUACAUCAACCAACUCAAUCACUUCUCCGGUAGCAGACUGUCCGAUGGAUCUCAGAUUUCAUGGCUUCUGUCCGUGGACCAUACCCGACGCCGUGACUAACAUAUCCCCCGACCUUUCGCCCCAAAUGUUCCUCAACAUUUCUACAACCUUCCAGAGGCGGAUCCUCUGUCUUGAUAUCGAUUUCAAGGAUUCAAUCAUCAUGGACAGUCUUCCGCUCGCGCUCGAUCACCCACCUCUUCUCCACGCCUGGGUGGCAUGUAGUGUCAUAGCCCUGUCGCGUUCCAUGCCAUACUGGUACGAAAAGGCCAUCAAGCAUUACGACAGCGCCGUGAGUGGGUUGAGCCGUGCUCUGCAGGCACAAAAUGAGACUGGUGACAAGUGGAAGAGAGAGACAGUGAUACUUCUACAUCUAUUCGAGGGGUUUCAAUCAAGAAGCGACGAGUCUGCACUCGGCAAGGCUCACCUUCGCGGAGCGCACGAAUUGUUCAACCCAAGAGUCAAAGACAAGUCUCCCAUGAGCUAUCACGAAGCAUUGGUACUGGAGGGCUAUAUCAUGCAUACUACUAACAACUACCUCUUCCAACCCGACUCGCAAUUGCCAUUGGAUCAUAUCACAAAGGCAGCAGAGACACUCGUCUCAGCCUUGGAACAACUGGGUCUAAGUUGCAACUGGCGUCAUAGUCCGUGGAUCGGGUUUGGAGGCCCCGAGCUCGCAGAUCUGGUUUUUAGAGCAUCAUGGCUUGGGCAUAAAACAAGCUUGAAUACUGACGACCGGCAACAAGUGGAGAACAUCAUCACACGCCUGUCCUCGUGGACUUCUCCAGCGUGCUUUGAAGAAUCGUUGACGACACAUCUCGAUCUCCCUCCGAAGCGCUUGGGUCUGCUGGCCAAAGCAUAUUGGUGUGCAUGCUCAUAUCUGAUCACGCAUCUCUCACACCACGACGGCAACCCCAUGGUAUCUGACGAUACUGCCUUCGUCACCGAGACCCUUGAGCUCUUAGACCAGCUCACCGAGUAUGAGCAGACGAUAAACAAUCACUUGUGGCCGUUAAUUGUUGUUGGUACGGCAGCAACAAGCUUGGAAAGUCAGGAGCACAUCAGAUCGCUGCUACCGCAGUUCAAUCAAGCUCUGGGACCAGGAUCUGUAAAAAGAGCUGAGAGAUUCCUGGAGGUGGCCUGGAGGGUCGACCACAAUGGCGAGAUGUAUGGCCGAAAGAUCUUCAAGGACAGAGAUGCGCUAUAUCAGAUGUUCUUCUGAUCAUGUAGUCGAGGCUACUCAUGAUGCAAAAGCAGUGCACACCAUCAACAUCACGAACAAAAACACCCGACGCGUCAAACAUCCAGCAAAAACGGCAA